AUGUUAUCACAACCACUAAAUUCUUAUAAAGUUCUUGAUUUAUCACGUGUACGUGCAGGACCAACAGCUGUUCGACAGCUUAGUGAUUGGGGUGCUCAGGUAAUUAAAAUCGAAAUGCCAAAAAAUAAUUCUGAUGAUGAUGAUAAAAUUGAUACAUCUGAUUAUCAAAAUAUUCAACGAAAUAAACGUUCAAUAGCUAUUAAUCUUAAACAUAAUGAUGGUAUACGUAUUUUAAAACAACUUGUUAGUACAACGGAUGUAUUAAUUGAAAGUUUUCGACCUGAUGUAAAACAUCGUCUUGGAAUUGAUUAUGAAACAUUACGUGAAAUUAAUCCUCGAUUAAUUUAUGCUUCUAUAUCAGGAUUUGGUCAAACAGGACCAUAUCAAAAUCGACCUGGUUAUGAUCAAAUUGUACAAGGUAUGGGUGGUCUUAUGUCUGUGACAGGAUUACCAGGCCAAGGACCUGUUCGUGCUGGCAUUCCAAUUGCUGAUCUUUCAACUGGUUUACUUCUUGCCAAUGGAAUAUUAAUUGCUUUAUUAGAACGUCACUCAUCUGGUCAAGGUCAAUAUAUUGAAACAUCACUACUUGCUGCACAAAUUUUUAUGUUAGAUUUACAAGCAGCUAGAUAUCUUGUUGAUAAUGAAAUACCAUCACAAGCUGGUAAUCAUCAUCCAACAACAAUUCCAACAGGUACUUUUCGUACAUUGGAUGGACAUAUAAAUAUAGCUGCUGCUCAACAAUCAGAAUUUAAACGCUUAUGUAAAGCAUUAAAUCUUGAAAAUUUAUCAUUAGAUCCUGAUUAUCAUACAGCUGAGAAACGUUCUAUUAAUCGUGAAAAAUUAAAUACUCAAUUGGAGACAGUAUUUUCUACAAAAUCAACUGAAUAUUGGAUUAAUGAAUUGAAUAAAGAAAGUAUUGCCUGCGGACCAAUAAAUCGUAUUGAUGAAACAUUUGCUGAUCCACAAGUAAAACAUUUACAUUUAACAAGUCAUAUUGAACAUCCCAAACGUGGUGGUAUGGAACUUCUUGGACAACCAAUAACAAUGAGUCGAUCACAAUGGUUAAUUCAUCGAAGAGCCCCUCAAUAUGGAGAACGAACUAGAGAAAUUCUCAAUGAACUUGGAUAUGAAACAAAUGAGAUCGAAGAUCUUCUCACCCGAAAUGUUGUUUAUACUUCCUGUUAG
Molecule: messenger RNA, 1185 nt
Organism: Adineta steineri
Lineage: Eukaryota; Metazoa; Rotifera; Eurotatoria; Adinetida; Adinetidae
Source: the annotation of a GenBank genome assembly